Medicago truncatula (barrel medic) is the source of this 1607-nucleotide messenger RNA. Its product is annotated as beta-fructofuranosidase, insoluble isoenzyme 1. The transcript has 5 exons. The coding region runs from base 6 to 1532 and encodes 508 amino acids. Gene Ontology annotation, molecular function: hydrolase activity, hydrolyzing O-glycosyl compounds. The record is from RefSeq and is a predicted model, not a curated record. Gene Ontology annotation, biological process: carbohydrate metabolic process. Lineage: Eukaryota; Viridiplantae; Streptophyta; Magnoliopsida; Fabales; Fabaceae.
GACCAAUGUACUAUAAUGGAUACUAUCACCUAUUCUACCAGUACAACCCAAAAGGAUCUGUAUGGGGAAACAUUGUGUGGGCCCACUCAGUAUCAAAGGAUCUUAUAAACUGGAAAGCACUUGAACCUGCUAUCUACCCAUCUAAACCCUUCGACAAAUACGGAUGUUGGUCCGGGUCAGCCACUAUUGUUCCGGGUAAAGGACCAGUGAUCCUUUACACCGGAAUUAUCGAUGAAAAAAAUACCCAAGUUCAAGUCUAUGCGAUACCCGAAGAUCCAACCGACCCACUUCUUAGAAAAUGGAUAAAACCCGAUGCGAUCAACCCAAUUGUGAUUGCGGGACAAGGUGUUAAUGGUAGCGCUUUUCGUGACCCAACAACUGCUUGGAUGGGUAAAGAUGGACGUUGGAGAAUGUUGGUUGGUAGUAGAAGAAAACAUAGAGGGAUGGCCUACUUGUAUAGGAGUAGGGAUUUUGUGAAAUGGGUUCGGGCCAAACACCCGAUCCAUUCAAAAACUACUACGGGUAUGUGGGAGUGUCCUGAUUUUUACCCGGUUUCACUUAAAGGUAAAGUAGGGUUGGAUACAUCAAUUGAAGGUAAUCAUGUUAAGCAUGUCUUAAAGAAUAGUCUUGACAUGACUAGAUUUGAGUACUACACAUUGGGCACAUAUUUAACUGAUAAGGAUAAGUAUAUUCCAAGUAAUACUUCAGAGGAUGGUUGGGGUGGACUUAGAUAUGACUAUGGUAAUUUCUAUGCUUCCAAGUCAUUUUUUGAUCAAAGUAAGAAUCGUAGGAUACUUUGGGGUUGGGCUAAUGAGUCUGAUUCCCAGGAUGAUGAUGUUAAAAAAGGAUGGGCUGGAAUUCAGGCAAUUCCAAGAACUGUGUGGCUUGAUCCUACUGAAAGACAAUUAGUACAAUGGCCUGUUGAAGAAUUGAAUGUACUAAGAGAGAAAGAAGUUAGUAUGAACAAUCAAAAGCUUGAAAAGGGUAAUCAUGUUGAAGUAGCUGGAAUAACUGCUGCCCAGGUGGAUGUGGAAGUUACUUUCUCAUUUUCAAGCUUGGAUAAGGCAGAGGCUUAUGAUCCAAGUUGGGUAAAUGCACAAGACCUUUGUUCCCAAAAAGGUUCAAAAGUUCAAGGUGGUGUUGGACCUUUUGGUCUUUUGACUUUGGCUUCAGAAAAUUUGGCAGAGUUCACUCCUGUAUUCUUUAGAGUCUUCAAAGCUCCAAGUAAACAUGUAGUUCUCUUGUGCUCUGAUGCCACGAGUUCUUCUUUGACGAGUAACUUGUACAAGCCAUCAUUUGCUGGAUUUGUAGAUGUGGAUUUUGCUACUAAAAAACUUUCUCUUAGGAGUUUGAUUGAUCAUUCAGUGGUGGAAAGUUUUGGAGAAGGAGGUAAAACAAACAUUUUGUCUAGGGUUUAUCCAGUACUAGCCGUGGCAAAUCAAGCUAAUUUGUUUGUGUUUAACAAUGGCACUGAACCGAUCAUUGUGGAGAAUCUCAAAGCAUGGAGUAUGAAAUCAGCUGAGCUGAUAUAAAUUGAAGUAACUUUACUUAAUUUAUUUUAGUAAAUCAAUCCUUAGCAUUAUUAAUACAAGACGUCCAUCCGUCCA